AGGGGAGAAUAGAAAGAAAGAAUUGGUAGGGGACAGCGACCAGCAACAACCACAAACCACCGCCACCGCCUCCGCUUUCCCCGCCUCUCUAUAUAUACUCACUCUCACAGGCACCUCUCUCUCUCUCUCUCUCUCGGAUCUGAAUCUGGUAGCCAUCGCCAAUCCCUCUCUCUAUCUCUCUCUCUCUCUCUCCCAGUGCUUCCAAUCGUCUGCACAACGGCCAAAUGGAGUGCGAAGGCAUCCUCUUGGGCAUGGGCAACCCGCUCCUCGACAUCUCCGCCGUCGUCGACCAGGACUUCUUGAGCAAAUAUGACAUCAAGUUGAAUAAUGCGAUUCUUGCUGAGGAAAAGCACUUGCCAAUGUAUGAUGAAAUGACAUCCAAAUACAACGUGGAGUACAUUGCUGGAGGUGCUACUCAAAAUUCUAUUAGAGUUGCUCAGUGGAUGCUACAAAUUCCUGGUGCUACCAGUUAUAUUGGUUGCAUUGGAAAGGACAAGUUUGGGGAGGAAAUGAAGAAAAACUCAAAACUUGCUGGUGUUAAUGUUCACUAUUAUGAGGAUGAGUCUGCAUCAACAGGUACCUGUGCUGUUUGUGUAGUGGGUGGUGAAAGAUCACUUGUUGCCAACUUGUCUGCUGCAAAUUGUUACAAAUCUGAACAUCUGAAGAGACCAGAAAAUUGGGAAUUGGUUAAGAAAGCCAAGUACAUCUACAUUGCUGGCUUCUUUCUCACCGUUUCCCCAGAGUCUAUUCUACUUGUUGCUGAACAUGCAGCUGCAAACAACAAGUUCUUCAUGAUGAACCUUUCAGCACCAUUUAUCUGUGAGUUCUUCAGGGAUGCACAAGAGAAAGCUUUACCGUAUAUGGACUUCGUUUUUGGAAAUGAGACAGAAGCAAGAACUUUUUCAAAAGUUCAUGGAUGGGAGACGGAGAAUGUGGAGGAGAUCGCUUUAAAAAUUUCUCAAUGGCCAAAGGCAUCUGGCACACACAAGAGGAUUACGGUUAUUACUCAGGGUCCAGAUCCAGUCGUUGUUGCUGAAGAUGGGAAGGUCAAACUGUUCCCUGUGAUAUUGUUACCUAAAGAGAAACUUGUUGAUACCAAUGGAGCAGGUGAUGCGUUUGUUGGAGGAUUUCUGUCUCAGUUGGUUCAGCAGAAACCUAUGGAGGACUGCGUGAGAGCUGCUUGUUACGCAGCCAAUGUUAUCAUCCAAAGGUCUGGCUGCACAUACCCAGAGAAGCCCCAUUUUAAAUAAGCUCUUCCUCGUCUUCCCCCGGUCUCCCUUCUAUAUGAUAUCAUUUUUAUUGCUGAGAAACCCAUUGUUGGUACUAUGAUAUUUUGUGUUCCUGCCAAUUCCUUGUUAAGUCAUUUUUGCUGCUAAGAAAUAGUCCUCAGAACCCCCAGUUAUUUGGCGGAGGGGUUUGAUCUCCUCCGCGUUUAUCUUAUCCUGUCAUGUAUUACAUCAUAAUCAAUUUGAAUCGAUUUUGUCAUCAUCAUA
Diospyros lotus (date-plum) is the source of this 1493-nucleotide messenger RNA. RefSeq names its product adenosine kinase 2. Gene Ontology annotation, biological process: purine ribonucleoside salvage. Bases 225 to 1250 code for a protein of 341 amino acids. The transcript is spliced from 12 exons. Gene Ontology annotation, cellular component: nucleus; cytosol. The record is from RefSeq and is a predicted model, not a curated record. Gene Ontology annotation, molecular function: adenosine kinase activity. Lineage: Eukaryota; Viridiplantae; Streptophyta; Magnoliopsida; Ericales; Ebenaceae.